Ciona intestinalis (vase tunicate) is the source of this 1467-nucleotide messenger RNA. The record is from RefSeq and is a predicted model, not a curated record. NCBI's taxonomy places the organism in Eukaryota, Metazoa, Chordata, Ascidiacea, Phlebobranchia, Cionidae.
UCGAUAUUAUGUGCUAAAGUUGUCCCAUCUCUCCCGACCCUAAUAUAUAAAUAUUGUUAACCUUUGCAGUUACAAGUGAUUGCAAGAGUGAGCGAGUUUGAUUUCAUUUCAAUUGAACUAGAAAACGAAAUGUCUGCUGAAGCGUCAAUCCAGGAUGAGUUAUACAAAGAUCUAAUUCCUGGUGAAAUUGGAUGCAGAAGACUGACAUCCGAAGAUCGAGAUUUGAUGGUCGACUUAACCCUAAAUCACUUUCUACCAAGAGAACCGAUUUGUUCUUUAACAGAAAAGAAGUCUCCUGGAAAAAUGGGACCGUUUCUUAGGGACGUUUAUACAAAAAACGUCAUUCAAGAUAACGCAUCCUUAAUUGCAUACGAUAUUAAAAGCGGUGAGGCAGUGGGAAUUAUUUUGGGAAACCUCCAUCGCGUCGGUGAACCCCACCCACCCGUUCUGGAUAAAGAUAUUGCGCCUAUGGCGAGAUUGCUGGACGCUGUAAACGUCGAUAUCGCAUCUUAUGUUGGUGAAGACGUGUACCUCACUAUUGCAUUGUCAACUGUUAAGGAGACACAUUGUAAAAGAGGAAUAAUGACUGCAAUACGAAAACGAAUUGAACUGGUGGCAAAGGAGUUGAACUGUGGGUAUGUAACGAGUGAGUCGACGUCAUUAUACACACAACUCAUAAGCUCAAAACUUGGUUAUGAUACGAAAAAAGAAAUCAAGUUUGCUGAAUACGUGGAUUCUGUUACUGGCGAAUACUUUACGAAGGAUAUAGACCCUCCUCAUUAUUGUGUUAAACUCAUGAUCAAAAAGAUUAACUAAAAAUUUUACCUAAACAAUUUAAAUUUUGAAUAUCGCCAUCAAAUUAUAAUAGGGAACUCUAAAAAUGAGAGUAGGGUGGGGGAAGAUAGAAAACUUUUUCAUACGAUUUUCUCGUCCUAUUUGGUAGUAAACAAAGAACAUUCAAUAGAAUCAUAGAUAACCGUGUCCUAUAACGAGUUUUCUAGACCUUUGUUAAAUGUUUAAAACAAGAUCAGGAUAUUUGGAUAUAUUUCUGCUAAAGGUGUCCCGUCUUCCCCCGCCCUACUAUAUGUGUAUGUUAUAGUAGGAUGGAAAAAAUAGCGCAUUUAUAAUUUUCCCAUUCCGUGCACCUAUAUUUGACAACAAACGAAAAAAUGACUGUUUUAUUCGACAGCAUUUCAACUGCCUAACAAAAACUAAUGACGAUUACAGUUGCUUUUUUUGUUAAGUAUUAAAAUUCGGUGUUAAAAGAAUACAUCAUAUUUUCUGAAUCCUAUACUAUCGUGAUAGUACCGUAAUUAUGUGAAGUUUAAUUCUUGUUGAAUCAAGUGAAAACUACCAAAGUUGUGUAGAUUGCAAGAUUGCAUCGCCAAUUCAAUCUCGUAGUUUAAUAAAAUAAGGCUGUAAUUUUUCGUCUAUGUGAUUUUGUGUAAUAAAAUAAGUUUCAUUUGU